AUGGAUAGCUCUGCUUUUAUCAAUAACUCAUAAGUAUUACAUUAAGUUUAACCAAUCCGCACUGAUUAAAAGCCCAAGAUUCUUUAUAGCCAAAGACCACCUCUUGCAAAGAGAGUCCCUACCUAGUAAAGUUAGAGAUCUGGAUUAAAUCUCAAAUAAUUUGAGGAUUACUAUAUGAAAAACCUCCAACACAUAACAAAGCGUUUGAGUGAUUAGAACUAAAGUAGUAUCAUAGAAUAAAAAGAAAAUUUAAGUUUUACUUAGGAAGAUCAAGAUGCAAGAAUAGAUGAGAGAAGAUAAAGUAAAACAAGGAUCCAAUCAGCAAAACCUUUUAAAGAUUAAUAUAAUAGCACAGGCAAAAGUAAUACCAGCAAUAAUAACAACAUAAGGAGUAGCAGUUAAAGCAAUAGAUAAUAUGAUGAGAGACCAAGUCAGAUGAAAAAUCUGAUAGCUAUAUCUAUCAAAAGUUACGAAAAACCAGUCAGAGAUCUUCAAUCUGCCAAAGCAAGUCAUAGCUAAUUGGCUAGAGCUGGUUUGUAAUUUUUCAGAAGAGUGGAUAGCGCUGAACCAAGAAGAUGCGAGAGUAAGAAAUCAAUAAGGGAUGAUUAUAUAACUAGUCAAAAGACUAGGUAAAAUGUUAUCCCAACUAAGCAUAUUAAUAUUUCAACUAGCGAUGUAAACAAUUCCUUUAUCGAAUAAUAAUCAAGCGAUGGAAGCCUUUUAAAAUAAAAAAAUCUCUCUCAUAAUGGAUCACAAGCAAGACUUGGAAAACAGCAAGAUCUUAAGAGAUAAAACUCUGAAAUUACAAAACCCUCCACAGCAAAAUUAGAGAAUAAUUAAUCUGAAAGAUUAAGACGAUUAAAUUCUAUACAGUAAAAUGUACCGCUUCCUUAUAUAAGUGCUCAAUCUUGGUCUAUUUAUGAUAUAAAUUAGAAAAAAUUCUUAAAUGGGAAAAAAGAAAAUUAUAAGAGGGAGGUAGCAUCAAUCACUAAAAUGAUGACAUUUUACACCUGCCUUAAGAUUAUGGAAAAAUUUAGCAUCGAUCCUUCAACAACGAUUGUUAAUGUAUCUAGAACAGCAUCAAGAACAAAUGGCACAUCUGCUUGUUUAAGAGAAGGUGAUCAGCUAAGUAUUGAUUAGCUGUUCUAUGGUUUAAUGCUUCCGUCAGGAAACGAUGCAGCAUAUUGCUUGGCCGAAUAUUUUGGUUAGUAUUUAAAUGACAAUAAGUAUAAAGAUUAGUCUGUAUAAAGCUUUUAGUUUUAAUGGUCCAUUGUACGGUAUUUCCUAAAGGAAAUGAAUCUUAAUGCAUUUAAGCUAAGAAUGUUUUAAAGUCAAUUUGAUAGUCCACAUGGACUAGCAAAUAAGCAUAAUUAUUCGACAGCAUCUGACAUAUGUUUGCUAGCCACUAAAUGCAUGGAAAUUGAAAAAUUCAGACAGGUGGUAAAUACAAUUGAAUACAAGACCUCAGCCAUGUCAUCUAGUAAUGGUAAAAAAUAAACAAAGUAUGUCUGGGAAAAUACGAACAAACUUUUAGGAUAAGUUGAUGGAUUUAUUGGUUGCAAAACUGGUAUCACAAACCCAGCUGGACCUUGUUUCUGUGGAGGAUAUGAAAAAGAUGAUCAUAAAUACAUAGUUGUUGUCCUAUGCUCGAAGUCUAUGGAGGCUAGGUGGGUAGAAGUACCAAAGAUAGUGGAUUGGGCAAUUAAGAAAAAGAGAAUCACGAAUGAAUACAACAACUCAAAUAAAGGAGGGAGUAAAGACGGAGAUAAAUCACGAAUUGUUAGAAUAAUUUGA
Molecule: messenger RNA, 1794 nt
Organism: Stylonychia lemnae
Lineage: Eukaryota; Ciliophora; Spirotrichea; Sporadotrichida; Oxytrichidae
Source: the annotation of a GenBank genome assembly